AAGCUUCGCUGUAUACAAAACAAGGAGACCAAAUCUUUGAGCUCGCUCACCAACAAUUCCCGCGUGCUGCAAAGAGUCGUCCGAAAAAACCCCAACAAACUCAAAGAUUUGUUGCAACGUGUUGCAAGUAGCAAACCAGGAUGCCGGAGACGGAUCGUUUCGAUUGCCAAAUGUGCGAUCUCGCCAACAACGCCGAUGACAUGGUACAAUGCGAAGGAUGCGGCAAAUGGUCGCACUUCGGAUGUGCUGGUUUCGAUGAAGGGCGAAAGGACGAACAUUGGAUGUGCCAUAAAUGCGUCGUCGAAUCUGCUAACAGCGUCGUCGGUGUUGAUUCGAAUGUUUCGGUUGGCCUCGAACCUGCACACGGGCAAACUAACGCGAACGGAUCCGACGAAGGAGCAAAGCCGAUUGGGGAACUCGCCCAGCUUAACCUCAAACUGUUGGAAGAGCGGAAGGCAUUCCUGCUAAGGGAAAUUGAGCUGCAACAGACGAACCAGUUGGAACAACGUAAGCUGCAGUUGGAGAAAGAGAUGUGGAAAGCGCGGUACGACAUCAUCAAUGCGAGGUGUGGAGCAACCAACAGGGAUGUGAUGGCUGGUAGUCUUGGAGAUUGGUUACAUCGCUUGGAUCAGGUCGCCGUCAGCCAGAAUGAGCUAACUUCUGCGCCGGCGAGAACGGUGACGGUCUCAGCAACGUCUUCCAGAACCAGACCGCAGCAUUCCGCUGCUGGAAAUACAAAAAAUAUUCCACAAACAACACCAUCGUCACCUGCGGUCACGUCAUUGUUCGGAGGUACAUCUGUUCUCCCUUCUUGGAUAAUCUCUCCUACGAUGUCGAUGCAAUCAAACUCGCAACUAAGCCAACCGACAACGAGUGGGUAUGCAAGUGGGCAAGGUAGCCUCUCCCACGAUUUUCAACCUGGCAGAGGAGCAAACGGACCGGGGGCGUCGACGCCAGUCAGCACGAUCAAUUGGGUCAAUCCAGUGACAGGCUUUACCAGUUCCACCCAGUGCCUGCCACCAUACAUCAGCUCAGUGGGACAGAUUGGAAGUCAUCCAAUGCAACCGUGGCACGUGAGUCAGCCAUAUCAGGUACCGAAUAGUUUACACAAUUUCGCACCAGUAGGUCAGGUAGCCUCUUCGCAGUAUGCUUACGGUAGCGUAGGAACACUGAAUCCUGUAGCCAGUUCAAUAAAUGCAUAUCCCUCUUACAUCCCCUAUUCCUUUCCAUCGAUGCUUCCGCAACCUAAUCCAUACCUCCCGCAAAUCCCUCUGGGUGGGCAAAUGGGACCUCUUGGUGGACAAAUGGGACCAGCUGCGAUUAUCGACGAGCUAGCCCCUACACCUCGUCAAAUCGCAGCGCGACAUGUUAUGCCGAAGGAUUUACCGUUGUUCAGUGGCAAUUCCGAAGAGUGGCCCAUGUUCUUCAGUGCUUUUAACACCUCCACGGAAGCAUGCGGCUACAGUAACGUUGAAAACCUUGGUCGUCUCCAACAGUGCCUGAAGGGUGCCGCAUUGGAGGCAGUUCGUAGUCGUUUAUUAUUACCUACAUCAGUGCCACAAGUGAUACAUACGCUGCAGAUGCUGUACGGGCGGCCAGAACAAAUAAUAUACGCGCUGCUCCAGAAGAUCCGCGAUGUUCCAGCACCAAAAGCGGAUAAUUUGUGCACGAUCGCGGCUUUCGGCAUGGCGGUACAGAACUUCAGCGAACAUUUGGAGGCGGCGGGACAAGUGCAACAUCUAUCUAACCCGGUGCUGCUCCAAGAACUUGUGGAUAAGCUGCCAGCAAAUUUGAAGCUUGACUGGGUGGCGUUCAAACGACAAUUCGCGGAGGUCGACCUCCGUGUAUUCGGUCGGUACAUGGCAAAUCUGGUCUCGGCAGCAGCUGAAGUCACUCUUACGUUGGAUCCGAGGGGAAGUAAGCAGAAGAGAGAGGAGAAGCUGAAAGGUUUUGUGAAUGCUCAUGCUGCUACAUCAGACGCAACAGCUGACGAGGCCCCGAAGGUGGAAUCACCAAAAGCAGCUUCGCAAAUUAGCUGUUUGGUCUGCGGGAAUCCAGACCAUCGAGUGAAGGAUUGUGACGUCUUCAAAAAGAUGGACCGGGAUGACCGCUGGCAAGUGGUGCAUAAUUAUUAUUUGUGUCGUAUCUGCCUCGGGAAGCACGGAAGAAAACCCUGCCGGUCCUCAUCGCGCUGUGAAGUUCUAGGUUGUCAAAUGCGACACCAUCCGCUUCUGCACGGCGAUUCGGGCAGUUCGUCGACCAAUCCAUCUCAUCCAAUACCUCAAAGAGGCGGAGCAGGCCAGCGAAGUGAUGCAACGGAAGGUGUGAAUGCUCACAACGUCCAGAGCUCGACACUGUUUCGCAUGUUGCCGGUGCGACUCUUCAACAAAGGACGGUGUAUUGAGACGCUAGCUUUCAUCGACGAAGGAUCGUCCGUCACACUCCUCGAAAAGGGAAUAGCCGACGUACUACAGGUUGAAGGCACGGAAAAGCGUCUUUGCCUAACCUGGACAAGUAACGUUAGCCGUGAGGAAGAAGGCUCCCGUCAGGUAGAGGUGGAGAUUUCGGGUAUCAGUGGAGGCAAGCGAUAUCCACUAAAAGACGUCAGGACGGUCGAGUCCCUUGCACUACCUGCGCAGACGCUGUGCUAUAAAGAGCUUGCCGAGCGUUUCCCUCAUCUGCGGAAGCUACCGGUCGUAGACUUCGAAUCCAAAGCUUCAGGAAUUCUCAUUGGAGCCAAGAAUACUCACCUCACCGCCACCCAACAAAUACGCGAAGGUUGCGUGGGAGAGCCGGUGGCAGCAAAAACUCGUCUCGGAUGGGCGAUCUACGGCUCAAUGCCAAACGGGACGAACGUUGCGAGUUGCAACUUGCACAUCUGUGGUUGUGAUGUAGACAGGAGCCUGCACGAGCUAGUGAAGCAAUACUUCACGGUCGAGAACGUGGGCGUCUCGGUGAAUCAGAGUCCCGAAUCGAACGACGACAAGCGAGCGAGGGCAAUACUCGAGCAGACGACUAGAAGAGUCGAAAACGGCUUCGAGACUGGAUUACUGUGGCGCUACGAUUAUGUAGAAUUUCCCAAUAAUUACGCUAUGGCUGUCCGACGGCUACGAUGCUUGGAACGCCGUUUCAACGCGGAUUCAUCCUUGUUUGAUAAAGUCCAGCGGCAGAUAGCGCAAUACCAGCAAAAGGGCUACAUUCACGAAGCUACGGAGGAGGAACUAGCCGAAGCGGAUCAAAGGAGACUGUGGUAUCUGCCGGUUGGAAUAGUUCGAAACCCCAAGAAGCCCAACAAGAUUCGCAUCGUGUGGGAUGCCGCAGCAACAGUGAACGGCAUAUCCCUGAAUAGCAUGCUACUAAAAGGACCGGAUCUAGUCCAACCUCUCCCAGAUAUUCUCUGUGGAUUCCGUGAGCGGAAGAUUGCAGUCGUGGGAGAUAUCAUGGAAAUGUUCCAUCAGUUGAAGAUACGGCAAGCAGAUCGUUACAGUCAGUUGUUCGUCUGGCCCGGUGAAACCGGGCGUCCUUCGAAAACCUUCGUGAUCGACGUAGCAACCUUCGGCUCAACUAGCUCACCAUGCUCGGCGCAGUUCGUAAAAAAUUUGAAUGCAGCCGAGCAAGCAGAACAAUAUCCGAGGGCCGCGGAGGCGAUUGUGCGCCGGCAUUAUGUCGACGAUUACCUGCAUAGUUUCGACAGUGAGGAAGAAGCAUGUCAAGUUGUAGAGGAGGUCAAGUUGGUGCAUAAACGAGGCGGAUUCACAAUUCGCAACUGGCUUUCGAAUUCAGGCGCAGUACUCCGCCAGAUUGGGGAUACCGAAGCGAGAGCAACGAAGAUCGUCGGUGAAGGCGGUCCCGAAGCAGAACGCGUGCUAGGCAUGCAAUGGAGAGCAACCGAGGAUGUCUUCGUGUUCUCCAGCGAUACCGACUUGGGAGCCGUCACCCCUACAAAGCGAGGCAUCUUACGGUGCGUUAUGAGUCAGUUUGAUCCGUUGGGGCUUCUUUCCCAUUUCCUCAUCCAUGGCCGCGUUAUCAUUCAGGAUAUAUGGCGCACAAAAGCUGGUUGGGACGACGUGGUAGGCAAGCCAAUCCUUGAACGAUGGCAUUUGUGGGUAGCCAAAUUCAACGACCUGAAAGCUGUUCGUAUACCUCGUGCCUAUUUUCCGGGCGUAACGACAUCAGAAAUCGAGGAAUUGCACUUGCAUAUAUUUGUCGACGGCAGCGAGACUGCCUAUGCUUGUGUCGCCUACUUGAGGGCCACCAUCCAUGGAAAGUUCCAGUGUGCACUUGUCGGAGGAAAAGCGAAAGUAGCACCUUUGAAAACGUUAUCCAUCCCGAGGCUGGAGCUGCAGGCGGCGUUAAUAGGCUGUAGGUUGAUGAAAACGUUAUGCAGCAGUCACAGUCUCCCAAUAUCGCGACGAGUGAUUUGGACCGAUUCAAAAACCGUCCUUUCGUGGAUCCAUUCUGAUCAUCGUCGCUAUCGACAGUUUGUCGCCUGCCGGAUAGGAGAAAUCCUCUCCAAGACAAACAUUGAGGAGUGGCGGUACGUUCCAUCGAAAAUCAACAUCGCGGAUGAUGGAACCAAGUGGGCUAGUGGACCAAACCUGAAACCCGACAGCCGUUGGUUCAAAGGCCCGGAGUUUCUAUGGGCACCAGAGGAGGCUUGGCCACAACAAGUAAAACCAGAGGAAACCGAAACCGAAGCUCGACCAUGUCACAUCCAUAUAGCAGUGCAACAUGACGAAAUCAUUAACUGGGAACGCUUUUCGAAGUUCGAGAGGCUCCAAAGAACAGUUGCAUACAUCCACCGCUUCACAGACAACUGUAGACGCAAGGCGGCAAAACAACCACUGCAAUCCUCGCACAUUACCCAGGAAGAAAUCUAUAGAGCUGAAAAUACCCUAUGGCGAUCGGCGCAGCUAGCUGAGUUUCCGGAAGAGAUGGUUCGACUCCAGAUGACAAAAGAUGGAGGAAAAUCGAAACUCAACCAAGGUAGCCGUCUUUACAAGCUAUCACCGUUCAUCGACGAAUGGGGAGUAGCGCGAAUGGACACUCGAAUCGCUGGGGCAAUCUUCGUUCCGCACGAUACUAGAUUCCCAAUCAUCCUCCCGAAGGGUCAUCGCCUCACCAACCUGGUCGUAGAGUGGUAUCACCGACAUUAUCUGCAUGCGAACAAUGAAACCGUUAUCAACGAGGUCCGCCAGCGAUUUCACGUACCCUGUCUCCGAGCACUAGUCAGGAAACUCUCCAGAACCUGUAUGCAGUGCAGAGUGUCAAAGGCAAAACCGCUGUGCCCACGUGAAGCACCACUUCCUGAUGCGAGACUCAGUCCAUAUACUCGACCGUUCAGCUAUGUUGGACUGGACUACUUCGGUCCCAUUCAAGUCAAGGUCGGACGUUCUCUGGCCAAACGAUGGGUGGCGCUGUUUACGUGCCUCACCAUUCGGGCCGUCCAUCUGGAGGUGGUACACUCCCUUUCCACUGAUGCCUGUAAGAUGGCGAUACGACGAUUCGUAGUGCGGCGUGGAUCACCCUUGGAGAUUAGAAGUGAUAACGGCACCAACUUCCUCGGAGCCAACCGCGAGCUACAGCAUCAGAUCCUGGAUAUGAACCAACAGCUAUCCGCCGUGUUCACCAACGCUGCCACCAAGUGGGUAUUCAAUCCUCCGUCCGCUCCCCACAUGGGUGGUUCGUGGGAGAGGCUCGUCCGGUCGAUCAAGAUCGCCUUUUCGUCCCUGAAUAGCAGCAGAAACCCAGACGACGAAACUCUUCUCACAUUGAUGACCGAAGCGGAAGGGAUAGUCAACUCUAGACCUCUGACAUUUGUAUCACUGGAAGCGGAAUCGCAAGAAGCUCUCACGCCAAAUCAUUUUCUGCUGCUGAGCUCGCAGGGAGUUACUCAACCUCCGAAGCCUAUAUCUGGAUGUUCUGAAUCUGUUCGGACCAACUGGAGACUGACCACUAACCUCGUGGACCAAUUUUGGAGCCGCUGGGUGCGAGAGUAUCUCCCGACCAUUGCUGGUCGUACCAAAUGGUACGGAGAGGUGAAAGAACCGAAAGUUGGAGACCUAGCUGUCGUCGUGGAUCCGUCUGUCCGAAACGGAUGGCUGCGAGGACGUAUUGUUUCCGUAAUAAAGGGGAGAGAUGGGCGAAGCAGACAAGUUCAAGUGAAGACGUCAGGAGGAGUGAUGCGACGACCAGUGACUCGGGUUGCCAUCUUGAACAUCAAGGCCUCGGAAAACACUGAAGCAGGAAGUAACGCAGUACCACCGGACUCGAUGGACGUGCAUUACGGGUAG
Toxorhynchites rutilus septentrionalis is the source of this 6293-nucleotide messenger RNA. RefSeq lists its product as uncharacterized. Bases 141 to 6293 code for a protein of 2050 amino acids. NCBI's taxonomy places the organism in Eukaryota, Metazoa, Arthropoda, Insecta, Diptera, Culicidae. Gene Ontology annotation, biological process: DNA integration. Gene Ontology annotation, molecular function: nucleic acid binding. The record is from RefSeq and is a predicted model, not a curated record. The transcript has 2 exons.